Messenger RNA from Rhopilema esculentum, 1729 nucleotides. RefSeq names its product zinc finger MYND domain-containing protein 19. NCBI's taxonomy places the organism in Eukaryota, Metazoa, Cnidaria, Scyphozoa, Rhizostomeae, Rhizostomatidae. Gene Ontology annotation, cellular component: synapse; cytoplasm; membrane. The record is from RefSeq and is a predicted model, not a curated record.
UUUAAGAACCGCUGCGAAGGCGAUAAACAUUCGAGCUUUUUGAUGGAGCGGUAAUCGGUGGGGAUCGGCUUGUCAUUUCGAAAAUGAAAAAUGAAAUUUUACAACAACAAGACACUCGCAAGUUAAUUGUCUACAUUGGGAAAGCAGCAGGAAAGCACAAGUACUCUUUGAUUGACGAAGAGGACAUCCCAAUGGUGAAAAGAUUUAGGUUUGAGGCCAAGCUAGAUUAUGAUAAGAAUGGCAAUGGAGCGAAAGUCUAUGCCAUUGCUUAUGAUCGACUGAAAGAAAAACAUCAUGGCUGUUAUGUGCACAACUACGUAUGGCAGAAGAGAUGUGGAAAUAUUGCACCAGGAUUUAGAAUUAAUCACAAAAAUGGAGUCACUGUUGAUAACCGACUGCAGAAUCUAGAGUUAAUUCCAGCAGCAUCUUUGCCGUGUUCUUCAAAGGAAAAUGAUGUUGCUAUCAGCAGUAUUCAAGAGAGUCACAACUGGUCGCUUGAAGACACAUUAUAUUGGAAAGCAAUUUCACAAAUCCCAGCGAUUAAUUUGGAAGAUGUUCUACUUCACCAACCUUCCUCUAUUAUUAACUCGGAUGGAGAGAUUUUGGGCUCCGAAGGCGAACCAUCUUUUUUCUACGAAUGUCAUUACACGCCGUGCUGCAGAAUAGAAAGAGAGUUGAACGAUUUUCGCAUUUGUGGAAGGUGCAAACAGGUUAGAUACUGUGGGCCAUCCUGCCAAGAGAAAGAUUGGCCUACACAUAAGCCGGUUUGUGUAUCAAAGAGAAAAUACGAAAAAGAUCAUCUUGAGAAGCAACCUGAACGAUGAGUUCGAAGGUAUCCCCAAUUUGGCAUUUCCAAGCAGUCGCUUCAUGCUUUCAGUCCCUUAGCUUCUUCUAUCUAAAACUGUUUUAAAUUCAAAUACAGGAAUGCGAACUGAAUGGAAACUUUAGGAAGCUGCGAAUCGUGAUAUGUAUAAUAUAAUUACACCACAAUGGGUGUACUCCAAAUCGCGUUUAGAUUCCUUGAGACUCUCUGAGUGUAUAACAAUUGUAAGUUCACAGCAAGCUCAUUUGGUUGUUCCCUCGCCCAAAAUUUAUCCCAGGGCUUACAUGAAGAUUUUCUAGUUCUAUUCCUGUUAUUAAUCUAGUUUAGAAUUUUUGUUUGUUGUUUUAAUUUAGAGCGUUUGUUAAGUUAUAACUAGUUUCUUAGAUAAUUGCAUAAAUUAUUCAAUAAAAUGUAUCUAUAAUAGUUCAGUAUGCCAUUUGCGAUGGUGUUUGUUUAGGUUGUUAAAAACAAACCUGAUGCGUUACAUUCGGAGUUUUAGCCUUGUUUUGUUAUAUUGUUCUGAUGUUAGUUUGUUGUUUGUGUUUGCCAGUUGAUCAAAAUGUCGUCAAAAUUGAUACGUAGUUUAUAGAUUUAGCUAGAAACAAUUGUAUAGACAGUAGCCAAUUUCAGUGUUUUGUCCUGAACUCUGUCGUGUAAAGAAAAGCUUUCCUAUUGCAAGUUAAUGAUAACGACAUGAAAUGGAUUUGUAUACUUUUGAAAAUUAUUGUUACAAUAUUUUUGCAAGCAAUUAUCAUUGAGUUGUAUUUUUUGUCAAAGAGAUUUAUUCGUCGUGAUUGCAUUUAGACAUUGAAAAAUCAAUAUUGCCUUCCGAACAUAUAACAGUGUUGGAUUUUCAUAAUAUUAUUUGCUUUGUAUAUUUUGCUGAUACUGUAUGUAUAGAGUUCA